Limulus polyphemus (Atlantic horseshoe crab) is the source of this 2698-nucleotide messenger RNA. RefSeq names its product gamma-glutamyltranspeptidase 1-like. The transcript has 10 exons. The coding region runs from base 98 to 1651 and encodes 517 amino acids. Gene Ontology annotation, molecular function: glutathione gamma-glutamate hydrolase. NCBI's taxonomy places the organism in Eukaryota, Metazoa, Arthropoda, Merostomata, Xiphosura, Limulidae. The record is from RefSeq and is a predicted model, not a curated record. Gene Ontology annotation, biological process: glutathione catabolic process. Gene Ontology annotation, cellular component: plasma membrane.
UGAAAGCGAUAGAACGCAUAAUCUGUGCUUUUAGUUACUGUUUCCCGUUGCUUACAAACAGAAGUCUUAUUCCAAACUUCAACCAAUUGGUUCUACAAUGAAAUUUCCAAAAAUCAGAUCAGUUAAGUUUCGACUGGUUGUGAUUGCAUCACUCCUGGUAGCAUCAGCCUUAAUAGCUCUAGUAGUUGGAUUAGUCCUCAGACGGCAGUAUAUCAAGAAACCAGCAGUUGAAGGCUACAGCCAAGCCGCUAUAUCAACAGAUGCAGCCCAGUGUGCACCAGUUGGAAAGUCAAUUCUCAAGAAAAAUGGAUCUGUAGUGGACGCUGCAAUAGCCACUUUGCUAUGUAUGGGAGUUGUAAUUCCUCAAAGCAUGGGACUUGGAGGCGGGUUUCUCAUGUUGAUAUACCGAAGAAAUGAAAAAGCUGCAUAUGUUUUAAACGCCCGUGAAGUGGCGCCACAAGCUGCUACCGAAAAUAUGUUUCAGGGAGUGUCUGAACUGUCACAAACUGGUGGAUUAUCAAUAGGUGUACCUGGAGAAUUAGCUGGUUAUGCAGCCGCUUGGACAAAAUAUGGAAAAUUACGUUGGUCCGAACUAUUUCAGCCUGCCAUACACAUUUGUGAGAAAGGAUUUUUAGUAGGAAGACAUCUUGCUAAUGCUCUUUACUUGAAUAAAGACAUAAUAGAAAAUGAUAAUAGUUUACGCGGUUUACAAACACAAUCCCAUGAUAAUCUAACAUUCUAUGGUGUUCCUCCACCUGGAAGUGGAGCUUUACUCAGCUAUAUGAUUAACACCUUGGAUGAGUAUGGAUUUAAUGAAACAAGCUUCUCAACUAAUAAUAAAAAAGUACAAAACUAUCAUCGAAUGAUUGAAGCUUUUAAGUAUGCUUAUGCUAAACGAACAGAGCUUGAGGAUCCAGGAGUUGAUGCAUCCUCAUCUCAGUAUGAACGCAUUAGUAAGCUUGUGCAGGAACUCGCGUCUAAGGAAUUUGCUAAAGAAACUAAAAAUAAUAUUUAUGACAACCAAACAUUUGAUCCAAGUCAUUACGGAGUAGAACCGUUUAUCCAAGCAGAUUGGGGCACCUCUCACCUUUCCAUAGUUGCUCCUAAUGGCGAUGCUGUUGCUGUGUCCAGUACCAUCAAUUCUUACUUUGGGAGUAAGAAAGCUUCCAUAUCAACUGGAAUUGUUUUCAACAACGAAAUGGAUGACUUCAGUUCUCCUAACAUUACCAAUGCAUAUGGCAUUGUGCCAUCAAAGUACAACAAGAUAUCCCCUGGAAAACGUCCUUUUUCUUCAAUGUCUCCGACAAUAGUGGUUGAUGGCAAUGGAAACAUCAGGCUCGUGAUAGGCGGAACAGGGGGCACCAAAAUUACAACAGCAACUACACUAGUCAGCAUCCUAAACUUGCGGGCAGGGUUGAGUAUCAAGAAUGCCAUCGAUAGCCCACGUAUCCACCAUCAACUGAUUCCGAACACUAUUAUGUACGAACCUAACUUUCCUGAGGAACUAUUGGAAGGACUAAAGAGAAAGGGACACAACGUUACAGAGAUUUCUGGGCGUAGCUCGUUCAUUAUGGGAAUUGCCCGUAAAAAAAGUGGAACGUUGUACGCUAAUGCCGAUUAUAGAAAAGGAGGUGCGUCAGAUGGCUUCUAGAGCAAGUUUAAUUAUCUUUGUUCUUGGGGCAUAUAAUAUUUCCAUUUGAGUUGUUUUUAAGAAUUUGGAAAUGAACACUCAGAAUAAGAAUACUAAAAUAUUUAUAUAUAUAAUUGUGCUCUAAGAGGUUCAUUAGAAUAAAAGUAACGGUCUUUCAUAUAUAUGUAAAUGAAAAUAUUUUUCAAACAAACACACACCUCUUAGUGUUCAUAAAAUGGAAAUUCACACCCUUAAAGUUGUAAUAAAUAUAAGUUCACACUUCUGCUAUGCAUUUGAAAGUGUUCAUUUAUAAAAAGAACGGAAAGUCAUGAAAAUGGUAUGUGAAAAUUGAAAAUAAAAACUGUAAACAGGAUCACUUACAUUUAGAUAAUUUUAUGAGUACAAUAAAGUUUUAUGAACAUACUCUUAGAAGACAUUAUAGAUUUACAAGUAAGUUUACUAGUAUGAAGUAGGGCUUCUUAAAAAUAUUAAUAUUUAUUAUUUCAUCAUUUUACUGUUGGCGUAAAAUUGUCUUUUCCAACGAAGGGUGCCAAUUCAUACUUUUUGGGGUAUAACUCUCUGUAUCAGUACUUCACACUCACAAAAGUGUAAACCCACAGUUUUUUAAGAGUGUAAAAACUGGUCAUUGUUAAUUGUGUUGACUAUAUUGUUCUGAAAUGUAUCUCUUUCAUUUUGAACAACGAUUAUGAUAUACUAUGAUGCAAAUUUUCCUGCAAGUGUUUCUAAAAAAAUAAAGGCAUGCGAUUAGGUUAUUAAUGUUGCUGGACUAAGAAAGCUCUUAAUAAUCCGCCAAUAUCUUGCAAGUUGCAUAAGAAAUGUGUAAGAAAGUGUAAUGAUUAAUAUUGUGGUCACUAUGUUGAAAGAAUAUUUUAAUAAACUGAGAAACAAUUCUAAUGUUAUGGUUAUUGUGAUGAUAUAGUACUUGAUUUGACCUAUGAUUAUGAUGUUAUUACAAUCUUUAAAUGUAUUUCCAGUAUUCAGUACACUGUACUUGCGGAACAUUAAGCUGAUCAAUGAUUUUGACAUUAAAAUCAUUUUGAAUUUAUU